Caenorhabditis bovis is the source of this 318-nucleotide messenger RNA. The record is from the annotation of a GenBank genome assembly. NCBI's taxonomy places the organism in Eukaryota, Metazoa, Nematoda, Chromadorea, Rhabditida, Rhabditidae.
AUGGACGAUCAGAUAAUCAUAUCGCCAUAUCGUUUAGCGGUGUCGGCCUUCUUUAUCUCGACGGCAUAUUUGGUAUGCUCGAUUCUUUGCGUGUUCCUCACCGCUUUCAAGGUCUACCACUAUUUUAUGAUUCGCAAAUUUUCGUUUUCGGAAAUCAAGACAACCGUCUCAUUCGUCGGCGUAUCACUUGAUGAUAUUCCGAAACGUCGCAUCUAUGCAGCGACCGAUUCGAAGAUCGAAGUUCUUGGCGGCAAAGGCAACACCGAAACGAAUGUGGAAGUUGGAAGUGGGACUGGCACCAGCGCUGAACGAUUCUAA